AUGGAAAAGUUUUUUAUUACAUAUAUCAACGCUGUAACUGUCUUGUACAAGAGAGUAGAAUCCGGAGACUGGACAAAUGACAGAGAAAUGGAAAUACAUAAUUUUCAGGAAACACUUGGGAGGGCAUUAAAGCUUGUACCUAUAACUGAUGAGCGCUUCAAUAUUCUUAGCGGGCUUGGAACCGGAGAAGAUUUGAAGAAACGAGCAAGUUCUGCAAGUGCAGAACGAAAGGGUUCUUUCAAACGUGCACGCCGGCCUGAUUUUUCGGUUAUUGUUAAGAUUAAAAAUGAACAUGUUGAAAUUGGAUACCUUGAAACGGAACGACCGGAUUCUACCGCUGAAAAACAAUUGCAAGAUCAUAAAAAACUCAACCGUCUUUCGAAGGAUUCUAUCGAUGCUUUUCUUAAAAGGAAACAAGUGUUCAUGUGUGCAUAA
Entrophospora candida is the source of this 435-nucleotide messenger RNA. The record is from the annotation of a GenBank genome assembly. Lineage: Eukaryota; Fungi; Glomeromycota; Glomeromycetes; Entrophosporales; Entrophosporaceae.